Microtus ochrogaster (prairie vole) is the source of this 2576-nucleotide messenger RNA. RefSeq names its product forkhead box C2 (gene Foxc2). Gene Ontology annotation, biological process: cell differentiation; anatomical structure morphogenesis; regulation of transcription by RNA polymerase II. The record is from RefSeq and is a predicted model, not a curated record. The coding region runs from base 426 to 1976 and encodes 516 amino acids. NCBI's taxonomy places the organism in Eukaryota, Metazoa, Chordata, Mammalia, Rodentia, Cricetidae. Gene Ontology annotation, molecular function: DNA-binding transcription factor activity, RNA polymerase II-specific; RNA polymerase II cis-regulatory region sequence-specific DNA binding. The transcript has 2 exons.
UUUGCUUCUUUUUCCGGGCCCGGCCAGGCAGCUUCUCCGGACCCUAGCUCGCUGAGGCUGCGGGCUGCCGUUCUACUGGCGGGGCCCCGAGAGCCGCGAUCUCCUUUCCUAGCGUUCAGAAGGGUCGGUCUCGCUCCGUGGCGUCCCUGCCGCCAGUUCGGGACUGCCACCCGCUGGGCCGAGAGCGCGCGGCCAGCGGGGCCGCCCCGGGCGCGCCAGCCAGGAUGCUGACCCGCCCGGUCGGCUGAACCCGAGCGCUCCCGAUCGGCCCGAGCGCCGGCGCCUUCCGCGCGUGGCUCGCGAGGCUGCCCCGAGCAGGGGCUGCCCGCGCCGCCCGGUCCCCUCCUGCUCUCCUGCUCCGGGCCUCGCUCGCCGCGGGCCGCAGUCGGUGCGCACAGGCGGCAGCCAAGCGCCUGGGACGCAGCAUGCAGGCGCGCUACUCGGUGUCGGACCCCAACGCUUUGGGAGUGGUGCCCUACUUGAGCGAGCAAAACUACUACCGGGCAGCGGGCAGCUACGGCGGCAUGGCCAGCCCCAUGGGCGUCUACUCGGGUCACCCGGAGCAGUACGGCGCCGGCAUGGGCCGCUCCUACGCGCCCUACCACCACCAGCCCGCGGCGCCCAAGGACCUGGUGAAGCCGCCCUACAGCUACAUCGCGCUCAUCACCAUGGCGAUCCAGAACGCCCCGGAGAAGAAGAUCACCCUGAACGGUAUCUACCAGUUCAUCAUGGACCGCUUCCCCUUCUACCGCGAGAACAAGCAGGGCUGGCAGAACAGCAUCCGCCACAACCUGUCGCUCAACGAGUGCUUCGUGAAGGUGCCGCGCGACGACAAGAAGCCCGGCAAGGGCAGCUACUGGACCCUCGACCCAGACUCCUACAACAUGUUCGAGAAUGGCAGCUUUCUACGGCGGCGCCGGCGAUUCAAGAAGAAGGACGUGCCCAAGGACAAGGAGGAGCGGGCCCACCUCAAGGAGCCGUCCCCGGCUGCAGCCAAGGGCGCCCCGACGGGGACCCCGGUAGCUGACGGGCCCAAGGAGGCCGAGAAGAAAGUGGUGGUCAAGAGCGAGGCGGCGUCACCUGCACUGCCUGUCAUCACUAAGGUGGAGACGCUGAGUCCCGAGGGCGCGUUGCAGGCUAGUCCCCGCAGCGCAGCCUCCACUCCCGCUGGCUCCCCAGACGGCUCGCUGCCUGAGCACCACACCGCGGCGCCCAACGGGCUGCCAGGCUUCAGCGUGGAGACCAUCAUGACGCUGCGCACGUCGCCUCCGGGCGGCGAUCUGAGCCCUGCGGCCGCGCGCGCCGGCCUGGUGGUGCCGCCGCUGGCUCUGCCUUACGCCGCCGCGCCACCCGCCGCUUACGCGCAGCCUUGCGCGCAGGGCCUGGAGGCUGCGAGCUCGGCGGGCUACCAGUGCAGCAUGCGGGCCAUGAGUCUGUACACCGGGGCCGAGCGACCCGCGCACGUGUGCGUCCCGCCCGCUCUGGACGAGGCUCUGUCGGACCACCCGAGCGGCCCCGGCUCCCCACUCGGAGCCCUCAACCUCGCUGCGGGCCAGGAGGGCGCGCUGGGGGCCGCGGGUCACCACCACCAGCAUCAUGGCCACCUCCAUCCACAGGCGCCGCAGCCCGCCCCGCAGCCCCCUCCCGCGCCGCAGCCUGCCACCCAGGCCACCUCCUGGUAUCUGAACCACAGCGGGGACCUGAGCCACCUCCCCGGCCACACGUUCGCCACCCAACAGCAAACUUUCCCCAAUGUCCGGGAGAUGUUCAACUCGCACCGGCUGGGACUGGAAAACUCAACCCUCGGGGAGUCCCAGGCCCACACCGGCUUCGCCUCCCCGAUGGACCCUCUUCGACGGAGCCGCAGAAAGCGACGGAACGCGCCCCUCUCUCAGACCCGGGAGCAGAGAGCUCCGCGCAACUCGCAGGUAACUUAUCCGCAACUCGGUUUCCGAGAUCCCAGCGAGUCCCUCUAACGGGGACACAGCCCACCGAAACGAAAUACCGAUUUUUUAAAAAUUUCCUUCCCCUACCCGGAUACUGCGCCUGCUCCCCUUGGGGUUUCACAGAUUAGUUUGUGGACCAAAUCCCACAGGGACCCCUAAUGACUUUCUGUGGAGACUCCCCAGGGGCGCAUGAGGUCUCUUUGGAUAGGGUGCCUUCUGUAAACGAGUGCGGAUUUGUAACCAGGCUAUUUUGUUGCCCAGAGCCUUUAAUAUAAUAUUUAAAGUUGUGUCCACUGGAUAAGGCUUCAUCUUGCCCAACCGUUUCUGCCAAAUUGAAUUAAGAAACCAGUGUGGGUUUUUUCUCCCCACAAUACCAUGAUAAAAUAGAAUUCUCCUCUCAACUGUAGGUCUUUUACAAAACAAGAAAAUAAUUUAUUUAUUUUUUUGUUGGUGGUGGAUAACGAAGUCAAGUAUCUGAUACUUUUAAUUAAGGAAAUGUGGUGGCUUUGUACCCCAGAUGCCAUCUGGAGUAUUCCUAACAGACACCAAAAGACUUAAAAAUUUAACUUCAUCUGUGUUUGUCUUAUGUGGUCUCAAUGUUGUAUUUACCUUAAAAUAAACCCAUGUUGU